AUGGAAGAUCCUGAAAGGCUUACAUCAUGCAACAGUGGAACAAGGAGAAUUAGCUCCGACUCUAUCCAUUCACCCGAAUUCGAAUUUUGGAUGGUCCGAAACCCAUCAUUUCCUCAGCCUAAUCAGCUCUCUGCCGAUGAGCUCUUCUCCGAUGGCAUCCUUCUCCCUUUAGACCUCCUUCAAAAUGAACCAAAUGCUAUUUCGCCUGAACCGUCCGGGUCGGGCCGACCCGAAACUGAAUCUGGAGUGGAGCCUUCUGCUGCGAUAGUCAACUCGUCCGCCGGAGGAGCUUCUUUCACCUCCUCGAAGCGAUGGAAGGAUAUUUUCAAGAAAACUGAGAAGAAAGAUAGUAAUGAGGAGAGUUGUAGAGAGAAGAAAAAGGAGAAGAAGAAAGAGAAAAAACUUGUUGGGGGAAGCAAUGGGGUGACUGGGGCUGAGCUGAAUAUUAAUAUUUGGCCCUUUUCGAGGAGUAGAUCCGCCGGAAACGGAGGAAGUAGGCCUAGGGUUACGGGUGGAUCCGGAUUAGCUACCCGAAAGGUAAGUAGUGCUCCGUGUUCCCGGAGCAACUCUGCCGGUGAAUCCAAGUCACGGAAAUGGCCUAGUAGUCCCAGCCGUGGUGGGGUUCAUUUGGGACGGAGCAGCCCAGUUUGGCAGGUACGACGGAGCUCCGUUAACUCAGGAUCCGGUAGCCGGAGCUCCGAUAACCUCGUGAGAACUAAUGAAAAAGCAAUCAGAAAAGAAGCCCCACAGAAAGAAAGCAGCACCAAAAAGGUAGUUAUUAAAAAAGAAAGCGUUGAAGGCCGCCGGAAAUGGUCGUCAGCGGCGGCCGGCGGUGGGCCUAAAACUAGAGUCUUAAACUUGAAUGUCCCUAUGUGCAUUGGUUACAGGAAUCAGUUAGGUUGCAGAAGUGAUGAAAAUAGUGCCAUCAAUAUCGCCGCCAACGGAGGAGUCGGUGGUGAUCAGAGUGGUAGCAGCACGGUGACCGGUGAAGGCGUACGUGGCAGUAACUUAUUUAGUAUCAAAAGCCUAUUUACUAAGAAAGUAUAUUAA
Molecule: messenger RNA, 1050 nt
Organism: Solanum verrucosum
Lineage: Eukaryota; Viridiplantae; Streptophyta; Magnoliopsida; Solanales; Solanaceae
Exons: 1
Coding region: 1-1050 (349 amino acids)
Source: RefSeq, a predicted model, not a curated record